Varanus komodoensis (Komodo dragon) is the source of this 3273-nucleotide messenger RNA. It is a transcript of the gene CCDC124, whose product is annotated as coiled-coil domain containing 124. The transcript has 5 exons. Gene Ontology annotation, molecular function: transcription coactivator activity. The coding region runs from base 117 to 776 and encodes 219 amino acids. Gene Ontology annotation, cellular component: nucleus. Gene Ontology annotation, biological process: transcription by RNA polymerase II. Lineage: Eukaryota; Metazoa; Chordata; Lepidosauria; Squamata; Varanidae. The record is from RefSeq and is a predicted model, not a curated record.
GGAAGGCCCGCCCCUUCUCCCUCCCACUUCCUGGGGCCCUAAAGAGGGGCGGAGGCGUGACGGGCAAAGGCUGCGACGGCCGGAGGUGGAAGCUGCAGGCAAGAGUGCCCUGAGGGAUGCCAAAGAAGUUCCAAGGAGAGAACACCAAGUCGGCAGCCGCCCGGGCGAGAAAGGCGGAGGCCAAGGCAGCCGCAGAUGCCAAGCGGCAGAAAGAACUGGAGGAUGCCUUCUGGAAGGAUGACGACAAACACGUCAUGAGGAAGGAGCAGCGGAAGGAGGAGCGUGAGAAGCGCCGCCUAGAGCAGGUGGAGCGCAAAAAGGAGCUCCAGCGUCUCCUGGAAGAGGAAGAUGCGAAGCUGAGGGGGAAGCAGCCCAAGCCACUAGUCUCAAACAAGGUUACCCGUGCACAGAUCGAUGAGGUGCUCCGGAAAGAGCAGAAGGAGAACAGCGAUGCUGUAGAGAAGCAGAAGAGUCACCUUGACCUGCCUCUGGAAGAAAAUGUGAACCGCCGAGUCCUGGAGGAAGGUGCUGUGGAGGCUCGAACCAUUGAAGAUGCAAUUGCCGUGCUCAGCCUAACGGAUGACCUGGACCGGCACCCAGAGCGCCGGAUGAAGGCGGCUUUCUUGGCCUUUGAAGAGGUCAACCUGCCCCGGCUGAAGCAGGAGAACCCGAACAUGCGCCUCUCCCAGCUCAAGCAGCUUCUGAAGAAGGAGUGGAUGAAGUCCUCCGAGAACCCCAUGAACCAGCGGCACACGGCCUACAACAGCCAUAAAUGAGACUGGAGCGCCCCCCUUUUCCCACCCCCAACAUCCACAGGCUGGGUACAGCACGCAUCUGACAACCUUCUGCUGUGAGCUGCCUUUCAAAGAGCGUGCAGAUAAUUCCUGUCCUCCCCCUCACAGUUUGCUUUGAUGACGUCCUACCCACUCAUUUGGACUCUUUCCUUCCCUGCUCACAUCCUGAUCUUCCAGGAGUUCAAAACUGCUCCAGUGCAGCUCAGCCACACCUGCCCUGCUCAGGAUGCUGCUUCCUCUCAGAGCUAGGUGGGCUUACCUGGUAGCAGUCAUUGUAUCUAGAAAAGAUGCUGCCAUCGCCUGUCCUCUCAGGGUCUGGUGAAUUGCCAAGGACACUUUGCCACAUGAAAUACGCCCCUGCUUUUCCAUGGUGCUGCUCCCUCCAAUCCCAACUGUGACACUUUCCCUCAGGUCAGGAUUGGGCAGAAGGGGCUUCCCCAGGCAUUUGAACUUCAGUUCUCAAAGUCCUGCUAGCAUGGCCAACGGUUAGGGAUGCCGGGUGUGGAAGUCCCUAAUGGUUUUUCUGCCCACCCUUGUCCUAGGUCACCUGCAUCCUUGGGUGAUAAAACUGUACCUUGUGGCAGCAUACCUUGCUGAGUUCUCUCCUGUCUAAAAAGAAAGGAAACGGCCACAUGCGGAAAGAGAAGCUUGCUGGAGAGAACACCUGGCUGGAACGCUUCCAGCCACCGUGGCUUUUCUGUCUGCAGUCUGCCACAGGAAGGGAGCUGCUGUCCCAAGCAAGGGUGGCCCUGUGCCCGUUCCGAGCACUUGGCCCUUCGAAAGGGUGCAGGCAAUGUGGCUGGAAGGGCUUGGUCCCUCAGACCUGUCCUCCAGCACCUCUUUGCCUCUCCCGCUCCCUGACCUGAGGUUCGUGUGCCACUGGGCUGUUUCCCCAGCGUUUUGUGACCUCGUGCCCAGGGCUGGUUCCUCCCACUCUCGCCUCAGCCCUUAUGGGCGAGUUCCCCACCUGUCUUAGCAGGCCCUCAUCUGCAUUGACCCCUGCGGUGCCAUCCAUUCUUGUGCCAGACGCCCCUUCUUUGCACAGGCCAGGGCGGUGCUGCUUUCAUCUCCUGGUGUCAGUGGGUGCUUUUCUUCAUCCACCCCCUUGCAUCAGUGAUGGCUUGACUCGUUCAGGGGCUCCCUCCUGCUGCAGCUUGAGGGGGCAGGGCAGUACCAUUCCCUUGUGGGGGCCCACAGCCCAGUGACAGAGGUGAGGUGGGACCCCACCUCUCACAUGAACUGCUGCGGAUGUUCGUGCAAAGCACUCGGCUCGAUCUUCAGCACAUUUUGCUGCUGCCAGCAGCAAAGCUUCUGGCGAGUGGGCCCCAAACACUUCCUUUCCCCAUCAGGCUCCCCUCCCAUCCAGCAUGUUUUUGAGUAAAAGGUCUGCUGCUCUGUUUUCUUUUCUAACCUCUGCCUGGGGCCAGGAAGUAACGUCAUGUUGCCCUCAGUGCCCCUGGGCUUUGAUGAGCAGAGGCAAAACACUCCCAGGAAGGGCAGAGAUGGUGACAGAGUUUCGUGGGCUCCUACCCAGAACACACCACUGUUCCUUCCCAUGAACACUCCCAGAGGGCAGCCCUGGCAGGGCUUUUGACUGCUCACCUCUUGGCCAGCUCCUUCCUACCAGUUUCUCGGUCUCGCCCAUCCACAGAGCACCAGCAGCUUCUCUGGUGAAUGCCGCAGUUUCCAGGCACCAGGCUUCCUGGAGGGGGGAGCUUUCUACUCCAGGGGGAGAUCACAUGCUGAUGUUGGUCAACAAAUCUUUAGUUUCAGGCCCACCUCCUGUUAUUUUCCAUUCUUAGCACUGGGCAGGCAUGUGCUGGACUAUUCAAGGGUGAACUAAAGGUACCCAAGAGACCGGUCAUCAAACAUGGGAAGGUUCGGAGGAAAGGGGACAGCAGCCCUUCCUGCUCUGUCUGCCUUGCCACUCCCCCACCCUGCAUGCUGGGACAAUGGAAGAGUUUUCUCCUCCUCACAGGAGCCCCCCUCCCCAUAGAGGAAACUGUGUGCCCUCAUCCUGUUGACUGCCCAGCUGCAGCUGGUGAAGGCACAGCCUGGCAAGGAGAUGAGCGGACACACUGUGUGUAAGACGUUUCCUGUGGGGAAGUCAGGGCUGUUAGGUGACUCCUGUGUUGUCAGCUGUGGAGUACUGGAAUUGCACCUUGGGAAGCUGGAGCAGUGACGGUCUUGUGUACGCCGAACCCCCAGUUUGGUGUGUCAACUCUUCUCAGAAUUGUUUCCCCUUGAGGCUACUCGGCAGCCUCACUCGCCCUCCUUUUGCCUUGGAUUCCUUGUCUCAGAGUGAUUCCACAUGGCUCUAAGCAAUGAACCGCCCUCCUACCCCUGCUCCACACGCCUAGAAAGGUCCCUGCCUUCUCUUUCUGAAGGGAAAGCCCAGCAUUUUCCAAAAUACAUGCACGCACACACCCCUUGACCCAACCUGUAAACCAGCUAAGGGAAUAAAAGUCUCCGAACUGUG